This is a messenger RNA of Protopolystoma xenopodis, 693 nucleotides long. The record is from the annotation of a GenBank genome assembly. NCBI's taxonomy places the organism in Eukaryota, Metazoa, Platyhelminthes, Monogenea, Polystomatidea, Polystomatidae.
AUGAAAAAUACGUCGAAUUUUAUUGAUUUAUCACCUUAUCCAUCGUUAUACCGACCGGAGCUGGUUAAGUUACACGGAAUUUUUGACAAAUAUGGAUACGAGCUUCGUGCCGCCGGCGGAGCAGUGAGAGAUAUUUUGCUCAAUAAAGAGCCUCAUGAUAUUGAUCUAGCCACUGUUGCUACACCAGAUCAAAUGCUCUCAAUGUUUUCAAAUGAAUCUAUUCGUGUAAUAAAUCGAAAUGGAGAGGCCCAUGGUACAGUAACGCCUAGAGUAGACGAUUCGAUGAAUUAUGAAAUUACUACACUUAGAGUUGAUGUGAAAACGGAUGGGCGCCAUGCUCAUGUCCAGUUUACUCAUGAUUGGGUCACAGAUGCUGCUCGCCGAGAUCUCACUAUCAAUUCAUUGUUCCUUCGCCUGCAUUAUGGUAAAAGUGCUAAUUUGGAAACGACCUUGAAUAGUAUAAAUCGAAUUAUUGCUUCUUCAAAUCUAUUCCAGCAUCCUUUCGGCGAGCUCUUUGAUUACUUUGGUGGUAGAGAUGACCUAUCGGCUCGUAGAAUUCGUUUUGUUGGGGAACCUGCUGAUAGAAUUCAAGAAGACUAUCUACGAAUACUUAGGUAUUUUCGAUUUCAUGCUCUUAUCAAGCCUCCCGAAAGGGCAGAUGAGCAUGAUGAUGAAAUACUACAGGUUGGUUAA